UCUUCUCCAGGAACACCUUACAGGCACUCGCAGCCACCCAUACGCCCCCCCAGACACACAUCGUUAGGAGCGCUGCACAAGCACCCGCAAGCCAUGCUGCUCUGCUCGGCCAGUCUCUGCUGCGCCCAGAAUGUCACCCACCUGGACGACAGCCAGGAGGCCCUCAAAGUGGAGGCGUUACUCCAGGCGUCAUCCAGCACUUCGACCACUGCCCAGCCGCCAAGCAGCUCCACUGCUCCCCUGACCAAAGCCAAGGCCAAGCAGGCCCAUGAAAUUGAAGAGGAUGAUAAUAACUUCUCGAACGAUCGGCUGCCGCAGUUGACGGACGAUGAGUACAGCAGCCUGGGGGAGGAUGCCAAUCCCUUGCAUUUUCUUAAGCAGCAGCCGCCACAGCAGCAGCAGCAGCCCAAGCCUGAACCUGUGGUUAUGGCCCCCCAAUCGAGUGCCUCUUCCAUUUACAUUACCAUCCCCAUAUACAUCAAUACGGCCGGCAAAGUGCCCCUCACUCUGACCAUUGGCGACCAGCAGAUGUCCCUCAAUCCGCAGAGAAAGGCAGCCCCAGUGGCGGCAGCGAACAAGAAGAGUCCCCAUACGAAGGCGCCCAAUUCCCAUUUCAAUCGUUUGCUGCAACAAAUCGAGACGAGUCCCAAGCGACGGACCACCAACCGGCAUCGCAGUCAGCUGAAGAGCAAUAUCUAUGCGGCAAAGGAGCGUCCGGAUCGACACGCUUCCAUCUACUAA
Drosophila obscura is the source of this 741-nucleotide messenger RNA. RefSeq lists its product as uncharacterized. NCBI's taxonomy places the organism in Eukaryota, Metazoa, Arthropoda, Insecta, Diptera, Drosophilidae. The coding region runs from base 94 to 741 and encodes 215 amino acids. The transcript is spliced from 3 exons. The record is from RefSeq and is a predicted model, not a curated record.